Aspergillus ochraceoroseus IBT 24754 is the source of this 1396-nucleotide messenger RNA. RefSeq names its product E1 ubiquitin-activating protein AOS1. The coding region runs from base 25 to 1173 and encodes 382 amino acids. The transcript is spliced from 4 exons. Gene Ontology annotation, biological process: protein sumoylation. NCBI's taxonomy places the organism in Eukaryota, Fungi, Ascomycota, Eurotiomycetes, Eurotiales, Aspergillaceae. The record is from RefSeq and is a predicted model, not a curated record. Gene Ontology annotation, cellular component: cytoplasm; SUMO activating enzyme complex. Gene Ontology annotation, molecular function: SUMO activating enzyme activity.
CCCCCCCCCCCCCAAUAAUCCAACAUGGAGUCCCAAAACCAGACCAUCAGCGCAGAUGAAAUCGCAUUAUACGACCGUCAGAUUCGUCUCUGGGGCGUUAAAGCCCAGGAAAAACUCCGAUCCGCGAACAUCCUCCUGAUCACUUUCAAAGCGCUGGCGAAUGAAGUGGCCAAGAACCUUGUUUUGGCUGGAAUUGGCAGUUUGACCAUUAUCGACGAUGCGGUUGUCACAGAGGAAGACCUUGGUGCGCAGUUCUUCGUGACACAGGAAUCUCUAGGCCAGAAUCGUGCGCAAGCUGCCGCGCCUGCGAUCAGGGCUAUGAACCCCCGGGUUCAGCUCCAUGUUGAUUCAGAGAACGUUCGAUCCAAACCGCCAGAAUUCUUUGCCCAGUUCGAUGUUACGAUCGCGACUGAGCUGGACUUCACCAUGUACAAUACUAUAAAUGCUGCGUGUCGCAUAGCCGGACGUUCUUUCUAUGCAGCUGGCCUGCAUGGAUUCUACGGGUUUGUUUUUGCAGAUCUCAUCCAACAUGAUUUUGUGAUCGAGCGAUCCAAGUCAAACGUCACAUCAGCAGGGCAGGAAACGCCCACGCGCACAAUUCUUAAUGUUACCACUAAGAAGGAAAACGAUAAAGUCAUUGAGAUGGUCACCAAGCGCGAGAUAUACUCUCCUCUGAUACUCGCAAAUACCUCACCUCUACCGGAAGAUUUCACCCGUCUCCCUCGACGCAGAAAGCAAGUGACUCCGCUCUUAACCUGUCUUCGGGCUCUUUGGGAGUUCCAAAAGAUCAGUGGAGGUGCACUACCUACCUUCUCCCGCCAGGAUCUGGAGCUCUUCACUAAGAUAGCUCGCGAAGUCCACCAGGAACUGAAACUAGACAUUGUAACCCUCGACUCUGAAUUCCUGCGCACAUUCUUACAAAACCUGGGAAGUGAACUAAGCCCUGUGGCUGCUUUCCUUGGUGGAGCUCUAGCCCAGGAUGUGAUCAAUGUGUUAAGCUCUCGUGAGCACCCACUCCAGAACCUCCUGCUCUUUGACGGCGAGAAAUCAGUCGCUCCCAUUUACCCUCUGCAUCCAUUCUUUCCCGCAGACGUGGGAAACGCAAUGCCUGCCAUGACUCCUGUGGCGAACGCGAUUCCCUUGAACGGCAACUCUACCCUUCCGCCUUUAUAAACGAGUCAUGCAGAGACCAGAGACUACAGCUUGAAUGCCGCAGGCGCGAAAACAAGAGCCAAUAAUUACAGAACGAUAGAAAGGGGGGGACCCACAACAGAAAAGGGAUCGCAGCAAUGGCUUGGAAUAGGGUUAAUGGAUAGACGACAUGUCAGCUUUGCUUGUUUUCCUUCCUUUCCUUUCCUUUCCUCAUUUACACACUCUUUUUUUUUUUUUUUUUUUU